Messenger RNA from Zingiber officinale, 2793 nucleotides. Its product is annotated as conserved oligomeric Golgi complex subunit 5-like. NCBI's taxonomy places the organism in Eukaryota, Viridiplantae, Streptophyta, Magnoliopsida, Zingiberales, Zingiberaceae. Gene Ontology annotation, cellular component: COG complex. The record is from RefSeq and is a predicted model, not a curated record. Bases 83 to 2554 code for a protein of 823 amino acids. Gene Ontology annotation, biological process: intra-Golgi vesicle-mediated transport. The transcript is spliced from 3 exons.
AAACGCAGGUGAAGGGGAGAAAAGCCGACGAGGGACUAGAUCUUGAUCUGGUGCUGCGACUGCAGGCACUGCACCUCUUGUCAUGGCGUCGCCGGGCAUCCUUCCGUCUUCCCCGCUCCAAAAGCUCGGGACCUUCAAGAGCCCUUCCGCCGCCGACACUGCCGCUUCCUCCGCCGACGCCUCCUCCUCACCUUCGCCCCUCGAGGCCUUCGCUUCCGAUCCCAUCUUCUCCGCCUUCCUCUCCCCCGAAUUCGAUUCUGUGCGCUUCUCUUCUCAGGCCCUAAGCUCCGGCUCCGCCGCCGCCCUCGCUGAGUCCCUCCAGGAUGCCAUUCGCCUCCUUCAGAGCCAUCUUCGAAAGGAGGUGCUGUCCCGCCAUCCUGCCCUUCUUGCGCAGCUAGCCUCUCUCCGCUCCUCUGAGUCUUCCCUCGCCGCAGUCCGCUCCGGCGUCGAGUCCCUUCAGUCCUCCCUCCGCCGUUCCCGUCUGGAUCUCGCCGAGCCUCGCCAGGUGGUUCGUGCCCACACUAUCCAGCUAUCCAACCUCCACGCCGCUGCCGAUCUCCUCGCCUCCGCUGCCAGACUCCUCCGUCUCUCGCGCAGGCUGCGAGAUCUCGUCUCGUCAGGCACUCCUGACCGUCUUGACCUCUCCAAAGCCGCUGAGAUGCAUCACGAGAUCGAGCUCCUCUACCAGGAACGCGGCCUUUCCGGUAUCUCCGUCGUCGAGGACGAGAUACGCUGGCUCUCGGAGAUAGGGUCUCGCCUGAGGACUGAGGCUAUGAAGACCAUCGAGAGGGGCAUGGACGAGUCCAAUCAGAACGACAUUUGGUGUGGCCUUCAGGUGUUCUACAACCUUGGCGAGCUUAGAUCUGCUGUCGAUACCAUUGUCAGCAAAUAUAAGGGUAUCGGGGUCAAAAGCGUAGGAACGGCGCUCGACAUGAAGGCGAUCUCAACAUCAUCAGCGGGUUUUGGUCCUGGCGGGGUUCAAAGGAGCGGGACACCACAGAUUGGGGGAGGGAAGAGGGCUACAGAUGCCCUUUGGGAAAGGAUGGGGAAGUGCAUGGACGAACUUCACAAGGUCGUGACUGCGGUGUGGCAUCUACAGACCGUGCUCUCAAAGAAGAAGGUGCCAUUUACGCAGGUCCUAUUCCUCAAUGAGGUCUGGCAGGAGGGUGAUCCUCUAUUAACAGAACGGGUCUGGGAAGCACUUGUGAAAACUUUUGCUAGUCAAAUUAAGUCUGCUUUCACAGCAUCUAGUUUUGUCAAAGAAGCAUUUACACAUGGGUAUCCAAAGUUAUUUUCUAUGAUUGAGAAUCUUCUUGAAAGAAUUUCGCGUAACACUAAUGUGAAGGGGGUUCUACCUGCUCUGAAUCCUGAAGGAAAGGAACAAUUGGUUGCUGCCAUUAACAUAUUUCAAACAGCAUUUCUUGCUUUAUGCCUAAGUCGUCUUUCAGAUAAUGUAAAUAGCAUAUUUGCAGUGUCUAAUCGCGGAAGCAUUCCAUCAAAAGAGCAGAUCUCUAGAAUUAUAUUGCGUAUCCAAGAAGAGAUUGAAGUUGUGAGAAUGCACGGGCACCUUAUCCUCCUUGUUUUGCAUGAGGUUGGCAAAGUUCUUCUCUUGUUAGCAGAGAGGGCUGAAUACCAGAUCUCCACUGGUCCUGAAGCUUGCCAAGUCACUGGUCCUGCCACUGCAGCCCAAAUCAAGAAUUUUUCUUUGUGCCUGCAUUUGCAGGAGAUACAUGCACGUGUUUCUCACACAACUUCUUCACUUCCAGCUAUAGCUUCAGAUGUCCUGUCUCCUUCACUUGGCGUCAUCUAUGGAGUUGCGUGCGACUCAGUUACCUCCUUAUUCAAAGCUAUGCUUGAUCAAUUGGAAUCCUACAUACUGCAAAUCCAUGAGCAAGAUUAUGGAUCUGCAGGAAUUGACUCAAUGUUGGAUAACAAUGCCACAGGUUACAUGGAUGGGUUACAGAAAUGCUCACUCCAUUUUCGAAAUGAGUUCCUAUCCAAGCUUCUGCUUUCUUCCGGCUCUCAUUCUGAGACUAUAUGCACAAUGCUAGCUCGUAGAAUGGCUUCUCGAAUUUUAAUCUUCUUCAUCAGACAUGCUUCUCUUUUGAGACCUCUGUCCGAGUCAGGUAAGCUGAAGCUGGCAAGAGAUAUGGCUGAGCUGGAGCAUGCUGUUGGCCAGAACUUGUUUCCCGUGGAACAACUUGGUGCACCAUACCGAGCACUUCGUGCUUUCCGACCUAUCAUCUUUUUGGAGACAGAUCAGCUUGCAGGGUCUCCAUUACUCAAGGACCUGCCACCCAGUGUUAUACUCCACCACCUUUACUCUAGAGCUCCUGAUGAGUUGCAAUCUCCAUUACAAAGUAAUCAGCUGACACCUAAAAAGUACUCGAUAUGGCUGGAUUCACACGGUGAGGAUCAGAUUUGGAAAGGAAUUAAGGCUACACUUGAUGAUUAUGAGAGAAAGGUCAGAGCUCGAGGAGACGAGGAAUUCAGUCCUGUGUAUCCACUGAUGCUUCAGAUAGGGUCAUCAUUGGUCGAGAAUACUUCUCAAUAGUGUUAUCCGAUCUGUUUCAGGAGCUUCAUUUGGUAGAGGCUUUAACAUUUAGAAACAUGUUUUUUUUAAGGUUGUCUUCCCCCUAGUUUGGAAUUUAUACAAAGAUCUACAUCAUGGCAGAUGAGGCAGGUGAAAAUAAUAUGUUUAUAUUGAAUGCCUACAUCAUUGUUUUGAUCAUUCCAUGAAGUUCAUUAUGUACCUUGAUGGUUAUUUAAAUCUUACAUGUUUUGGCGGCGACA